Molecule: messenger RNA, 672 nt
Organism: Lathyrus oleraceus (garden pea)
Lineage: Eukaryota; Viridiplantae; Streptophyta; Magnoliopsida; Fabales; Fabaceae
Exons: 2
Coding region: 1-672 (223 amino acids)
Source: RefSeq, a predicted model, not a curated record
AUGAACAAUGAAGGCACCAACAAAGAUCAACAAGUUGGCAAGUCUGUGAAUAAUACCAUGAACCGAACGAAGAAUGUUAAGCAAAAUUCCCACAAACAAUGGGAUACCUACAUCAGCAACAGUAAUAUAACUAAGUAUAACAAGAAGGGUAAAAGGAAGGAAGAAAAAUCACAUACCUUGCAAGAAGACCGCACUGAUAGGCUAGAAGAUCAUCAUGAAGAUAAACAUACUAAGCUAAAGCAAAACAAGGAUAAGAAACCAGUGGGUAAUAGCUAUACUAGCAUCAACAUGGAGACUCAAGACACAACAAAAGAAAUGAUACACAUGAGGGAGAAAGACCAUAAAAUUACUUUGCAAGAUGGGCGCAAUGGGCAGAAAGGAGGAACCUCAAAAGUCAGCAAAGGGAAGAACAAUAAUGAAUACAACAAGAAUACUAAACCAAAUCACCUUAGUCAUAGGUGCAACAAUAGAGAAAACAAGGAUUGUCAUGAAGACUAUAAAAAAAUCGACGAUUACAAUAAGAGGGAUACCCGAUCUACCCGAACGAAUAACAUGCAAAUGGAAACCUGGAAUGAUGAAGCUUUCAACAAUGAUGCCAAGGAAGGAAAGUGCGAAAGAAACCCUGGAAGCAAAUUUCUGAAUCACAACGAAGAUAAAAAAGCAAAAGAAUAG